Molecule: messenger RNA, 1146 nt
Organism: Cinclus cinclus
Lineage: Eukaryota; Metazoa; Chordata; Aves; Passeriformes; Cinclidae
Gene: SMKR1
Product: small lysine rich protein 1
Exons: 3
Coding region: 718-936 (72 amino acids)
Source: RefSeq, a predicted model, not a curated record
GCCCCGCUCCCGCCUCCCAGAGGGCUCAGGAGAGGAGGGUUGAGUUGGAUUUGGGGGGUUUUCAGCACAGCUGGGGGAAAGAAAAAGUGAUUGAAACUUUCCAAAGAGACCAAGUCUCUCUGUGCCUAGCAGACUGCUCUUUUUGGAGGUCGUCCUGUGACUGCUUGGAGACCGUGAAGUGUCGGCAGGGGCCACGGAGCAGGUUCCAGAGUGAGUUCAGAGCCCAGGCGUGUCUCUAGCUUGGUGUGAGGAUUCCCAGCUGGGAAUUCCAUCCCUCCCGCACGCCCCACGCUGUGCCUCCGUUGGUUUAGAUCCAUUCAGUUCUGGCUGGCUUGUUGAUGUGCUUCCAACACCACCCCAGCUGCCCUGGGAUACCAGGAGCACCGGCUGGCUUGGAAUGGAGACAACAUUCCGUGUUGUGCUGCUGCUGGGGACACACGGCCCAGCCCAGAGUCCUGGUGCCACCAGGGACAGGUUCUGCACGGUCCCCUGGACACCCAUCCGUCACCUUUGCACCUCUGCUUCCCCCCACCUUCACUCACCUUUGUUAAACUUCGUGCUGUGCAGUGUUUGGAGGUCCCAUUUCUCUCCCUCCUGAGUGUCAUUAUGGUUCCACGUCCUCUUUAGCCCUUCCAGCCCUGAGGAGACAACAAAUACCACGGGGCCAUCUCCAGGGCUUGAUGAAGAGUCCCAGCUGUUCCAUUAAAGGACUCAGCCAUGGCAGGCAAAGCCAAAAACCCCAAGGGUAAAGGUAAAGGCAAAGGCAAAGGGUCCCAAAAAGGUGCAAAUAAAGUGGAUGUGAAAGAAGUGGAUCUCUUCAGCCCAGCUGCCAUGCUGAACGCUUACUACAUCUCUCACAACGCUGCUGCCUUCCUGGAAUUCCGGGGCCAUCCCUGGCCUGGCUCUCUCAAAAAGAAGGGGAAGAAAAAGAAGUGAACUCAGCAAAGUCCCUGGUGAAGACUCUGCUGUGAUUAAACCCACCCUGACCUCUGCAGUGGUCGGCUCAAAUAUUUUCCUGUGUCUGUACAAAGACACUUUUAUUGCAGCUCAUGCACAGUGACAAAGGGCAGGGGACACUGUGCCAUUGUCACUUCACCCUGGGUGGAAUGGAGCACUGUGCUUCAGCAGGGCUGUGCUGAGGCUGGA